Messenger RNA from Talaromyces proteolyticus, 1354 nucleotides. Its product is annotated as D-3-phosphoglycerate dehydrogenase. The transcript is spliced from 4 exons. The record is from RefSeq and is a predicted model, not a curated record. Gene Ontology annotation, molecular function: NAD binding. The coding region runs from base 150 to 1235 and encodes 361 amino acids. NCBI's taxonomy places the organism in Eukaryota, Fungi, Ascomycota, Eurotiomycetes, Eurotiales, Trichocomaceae.
GCUAUUUCGACGGUGGGGUGAGUCUUGUAUCCUUAGUGUGAGUCUAGAAAAGGGCGCAAGCCCUGGCACACUUCGCUCUCGAAGGGUUGAAGCCCAACAGCGCCUUCAGUGAGAGUGCCGGUACUUGCAUUUCCAGUAUAUCAUUCAACAUGGCAUCAGGAGGGGCAGCAGAUUCUUCCAGUGGAGGACAAGUGCUGCUCUUUCUAACACCAUAUUCCCCUCCACUGCAAUACAUUGCUAGCCUGGAAAGGGUUAGUCCUGGGAUUCGUGUGAUUUCGCGACAAAUUCCUAUGUAUGCCACUGAAGUUCCUUCAGACAUAUCGCCUGAGACUUGGAAAUCGGUUACAGCACUUCUUACAUGGAAGGCCCUUCCUAAAAAGGAGCAAGUUCCUAACCUCCGAUACGUGCAACUUAUUAGUGCCGGUUGUAAUCAUUUGUCGGAACUCCCAGUUUUCAAGGAGACAGAUAUUGCUUAUUGUACAGCCAAUGGAGUUCAUCCACCCCAGAUAACAGAAUGGGUUUUUUCUACUUUCUUAUUGUUCCAACAUCAUAUCCCCGAGCACUUGGAAAACCAGAAGCUUGGAAAAUGGAUCGACCCUCCAUCUGAUGAGGGUGUUGAGGAUGCGGUUGGUCUGCGGGUAGGUAUCCUCGGAUACGGCUGUAUUGGACGGCAAUGCGCUCGAGUCGCAAAAGCUUUUGGAAUGGAUGUCUAUGCCUAUACGCUACACGAGCGAGCCACCCCCGAAUCACGGAAAGAUGAGUCGUUCACUGAACCUGGUCUGGGGGAUCCAGAAGGGAUUUUUCCUUCUAGGUGGUUCUUUGGCGACAAACAGCUGAAUGACUUCUUGGGCUCUGGCCUAGAUCUUUUAAUCAUUACCCUGCCAGGGACGACCAAAACUAAAGGCUUGAUAACUAAAACUCAGUUUGAAAUUCUCAGCAAGAAGAAGGCGUUCGUCAGCAAUGUAGGACGAGGCACCAUUAUCAACACGGACGAUCUUGUUUCAGCCCUAGAGAACGGUAAAAUUAGAGGGGCCUCAUUAGAUGUAACUGAUCCUGAACCGCUCCCUGCAGACCACAAGUUGUGGAAAACACCAAACGCUAUUAUUACUCCUCACACUAGUGGUAUUUCAGAUCACUAUAGUGAGCGAGUCAUGAAGAUCUUGGCAUAUAACCUAAGCCGUCUUCACGAAGGAAAGGACUUGAUUAAUCAAGUAGACAAAUCAUUGGGAUAUUAGGAGAUGGUUUCAGAAUCUGGAGAUAUCAAUGCUUCUUACUCAUAUUGAGAAAUAUACACACAGCUUAGAUUUUCAGCUACAACUAUGGACUUAUUAUAACAUCACUAAUUAUCAUUGAC